CACCACCAAAAACCCUAGAAUCGAAAUGCUCCAUCUUUCUAUACUAAAAUUCAAACGUUAAUCACUCACUCCAACUCCAACUCCAACAACAACACAAUCAACCGAAACAUCAAUCACUCCGAAACUGAAAAAAUGGCUUCAAUCAAGGCAUCAUCUUCCAGGUACACCUCCUUCGACUCUCGAUCUUCCACCCAUUCUCAUAAAUCAGAUCCAUCCUCAUCCACCGAGCUCAAACCCUACAUCCAAUCUCGUGGCCCCACUUCCUCCUCACGUGCUCUCAUCAACGCCAAAUCCUCAGACCUAGCUCAAUCAAAGAGAUGCAAGAACGAUCAGAAUUUAUCUGCAAUGGUGAAGAAGUUCAUGGAAAAGAGGUCAACGACGAAGUCAAGGGCGACGGCGACCAAUUUGAUUAUUCCGGCGGAUUUUAUAGCGGAGGAUUUGAAGAAAACGGCGAGGAAGGGCACCAAUUUCACGGGGUUGCAUCGGAAGCUGUUCAGUAAGAAUUCGGGAUCUAAAAAUGAUGAGAGUGAGAAAAAGGCUUUGACGGAAGUGAAGGCGAAUACGAGGACUUUGGCAAUGGUGUUGAGAAGUGAGAGGGAGCUUUUGAGUUUGAAUAAGGAGCAGGAAGAAGAGAUUGCCGAGCUCAAGUUGAUGCUUGAGGGAAAAAACACAGAGGUUGAGAAGUUGAAGGAUUUAUGUUUGAAGCAAAGGGAAGAGAUAAAGGCAUUGAAGAGUGCCAUACUAUUCCCAGAUGUUAUGAACUCACAACUUCAGGAGCUUUUGGAGAAGCAAGGUUCAGAACUAAAGCAGGCCAAGCAACUCAUCCCGAAUCUCCAGAAGCAGGUCACUUCUCUUACCGGCCAACUUCAGUGCCUAGCUGAGGAUCUUGAAGAGGUGAAAGCAGAUAAAUAUUCAAUGAGGGGGUGCUAUGAUGGCCAUGUCAGCUCUCCACGGACACCAGUAUUUGAUCAAGAAGAGGCAGCUAAUUCUCUGGAGUUCAGCUCCUGGGAUCAUACAACCCCUGGCAGUCCAGAUGACAUGUUUCUCAAGGAUCUUAAUCCCUGUUUGACACCAUACUAUGCCAAGGCAAAGUCCAAGGAAUUUGAAGCAAUGGGCUAUAAUUCUCCAUGCCACAAGAUUGGUGUUGACAGCUUUGUGAGGAAGCCGUCGAAAAGUUCAGACUAUUGGUAAUGGUCCAACUCUUCAGGUAGCACUUCAGCCCAAGCAGCUCGCAGAUCCGAUGAAAGCACUUGCACAUAUGGAAAGCAGAUGCACCAGACUUGUCUGAAAUAUUCACAGCUUAAAGUUCCUUUGGAUUUGAGCUUUUUUUUUCAAUUGGUUACUUUGUCCUUCCAAAUCCCUAUUUUGAACUUCAAUUCUGGUCAGUAGUCCGUUUGUUAUUAUAUGUUAUAAGAUGCACUGACCGAAAUGUUCAUUUUUAUCUCAUUAAAAGAGG
This is a messenger RNA of Ilex paraguariensis (yerba mate), 1456 nucleotides long. The record is from the annotation of a GenBank genome assembly. Lineage: Eukaryota; Viridiplantae; Streptophyta; Magnoliopsida; Aquifoliales; Aquifoliaceae.